This is a messenger RNA of Tripterygium wilfordii, 1721 nucleotides long. RefSeq names its product UDP-glycosyltransferase 90A1-like. The coding region runs from base 156 to 1559 and encodes 467 amino acids. The transcript has a single exon. Gene Ontology annotation, molecular function: UDP-glycosyltransferase activity. The record is from RefSeq and is a predicted model, not a curated record. NCBI's taxonomy places the organism in Eukaryota, Viridiplantae, Streptophyta, Magnoliopsida, Celastrales, Celastraceae.
CACUUUUAUUAUUCAAUCGAAUCACGCAAAAAGACAAUCUGAUCAUAAUCAAUCACCUAGUUCUCUGCAAUCAAUCAGGCUUUAAAGCAACAAAUUAAGACACCCAAAUUCAUGCAAUCUGAGAAGAAAAAAGAACCAAGGACAAGGAAGUGAAAAUGAAUUCAAUUUCUUCUCAGUCACACUCACAUCAUGUGGUUUUGUUCCCUUUCAUGGCAAAGGGGCACACAAUACCCAUCCUCUACUUCGCCCGCCUCCUGCUACGCCGCCCUAGUAUCUCCGUCACCGUCUUCACCACUCCAGCCAACCGCCACUUCAUUUCCGAAUUUCUCGCCGACACCACCGCCUCCAUUAUUGACCUUCCUUUUCCCCAAAACAUCCCCGAAAUCCCUCCCGGAAUCGAAACUACCCACAAACUCCCGUCCAUGUCGCUGUUCCCCUCAUUCGCUCUUGCUACCCAGCUUAUACAAAAGGAUUUUGAGCGCGCGCUUCAGAUCCUGCCACGUGUCAGCUUCUUGGUCUCCGAUGUAUUCCUGUGGUGGACUCUGGAGUCGGCGAACAAGUUCAAUAUACCGAGAUUUGUGUUUUAUGGCACUUGUAAAUACUCUGUCUGUGUCGAAAGAAGCGUGACUUGGAAUGGACUUCUAGUUGGGCCCGGAUCGGACGAUGAGCUGAUUACGGUCCCUGGUUUUCCAUGGAUCAAGGUCACCAGAAGAGACUUCGAUGAACCGAAGGGCUCGGAAGUAGACCUCAUGAAGGCAGUAGUUUCAUCAGUCGCGAAUAGUUAUGGUUUCAUUUUGAAUAGCUUCUAUGAGCUUGAGCAUGUUUUCGUUGAUUAUUGGAACUCCCAUUAUGGCCCCAAAGCUUGGUGUGUUGGACCCUUCUGUCUCGCUGACCCUCAAAGAGUUAACCGUCCUGAAGAACCACAAGAGAAGACCACUUGGAAGCAAUGGCUAGACCACAAGAUUGACCAAGGAGGCUCAGUCUUGUACAUAGCGUUUGGGACUCAUGCAGAAAUCUCAAUUGAGCAAAUCAAGGAAAUAGCAAUUGGGUUGGAGAAAUCUGGGGUGAACUUUUUGUGGGUGAUAAGAAACAUUGAAGCAGAAUUGGGUCAAGGGUUUGAAGAGAGAGUGAAAGAGAGAGGAAUUGUAGUGAGAGAUUGGGUUGAUCAGAGGGAGAUUUUGGAGCAUGAAAGUGUACAAGGAUUUCUGAGCCACUGUGGAUGGAAUUCAGUGUUGGAAAGUGUCUGUGCUGGGGUGCCAAUUCUGGCAUGGCCUGUGAUGGCAGAACAGCCAUUGACUGCAAGAAUGGUUGUGGAGGAAAUGAAGGUGGGCUUGAGAGUGGAGACAUGUGAUGGGUCUGUCAGAGGGUUUGUGAAGUGGGAAGGAUUGAAGAAGAUGGUGAAGGAGUUGAUGGAGGGAGAGAUGGGGAAGGAGGUGAGGAACAAUGUCAAGGUGAUUGCAGACAUGGCCAAGAAGGCUAUGGAAGAGAAUAAUGGUUCCUCUUGGUGCACAUUAGACCUGCUUCUUGAUGAGACAAGCCAGUCUCAGAGGGUUUAUUAGUGGGAACAGAAUAUGAAUAUUGAGCAAUACAAAGUUCACAUGUACAUAUAUGUUUUUAGGCAUAAGCUGUUAAGACUUUUUCACAAUAAAAGUUGCCUGCUUUCUUUACUCAAUUCUGGCAUUAUUGAACUGGGUGUCUCCUUUCUUGGCUCUGCCUUAAAU